Molecule: messenger RNA, 1750 nt
Organism: Alosa alosa (allis shad)
Lineage: Eukaryota; Metazoa; Chordata; Actinopteri; Clupeiformes; Clupeidae
Product: protocadherin Fat 1-like
Biological process (GO): homophilic cell-cell adhesion
Cellular component (GO): membrane
Molecular function (GO): calcium ion binding
Source: RefSeq, a predicted model, not a curated record
ACGUAGAGAAGAUUACAGAGAUACAAUAAAGUGCAAGUCAGUGGCUUUUACAUUCUUGCCCAGCUACAGUAGCUCUGAGCCACUGCUGUUGUUUACGCAUUGCUUUUGAAACUUGACUGAGGGACAUAGGCUAUCAGGAUGGUUGGCUGGAUAUGGAUCGCUCUCCUUGUAAGCUCCAGUUUCAGCAGUACGGUCUGUUUCCCGCUAGGAAGUUCCUAUAUAAACUGCGAAACAGGAACAAAUGAUUUUUUGGGGAAAAAAGAUGAAGGAUACGCAGGGAACAUCGAUGUUAUGAGAGGGGUUCCACAGAAUGAUACCAUUGUUCUGGAGCCAUACACGUAUCCAUCCCACCUCGAGUUUCUGGAACUGAACCUCACAACUGGAAAUGCAUCUAUCGCAGUGGUUCAGACGAGAAAACCUCUGGAUGCAGAGGCACUGAAAGAUGAUGAGGAAGGACUCUCAAGCACAACAGAGGUGAUCAUUGACGUCCAGGAUUUUGACAACCUGAACCCAUAUUUUCAACACAAUCUCUAUGAGACGACAGUGCAGGAGAACUGGAUGGGGUCAGUCCCUAGUGUGCACCCAGAGGCAAUAAAGGCUUUGGAUGGUGACAGAGGCAUCAACGAAACCUUAGCCUACAGUAUAUCAUCAGUGUCUCCAAGAAAGUAUCAGAGCAACUUUCUUAUUGACUUUAACACCGGAGUUAUUGCUGUGGUGCAGUGGCUCGACAGAGAGGAAAUCGGCUCAGUAUUACUGGGUAUAAAGGCUUCUCAGCAAGAUGACAGCCAGAAGACAGCAGACAGCACGCUCUUGGUUCAUAUUGGGGAUGCAGCCGAGGCGCCUGUGUUUUCUAAUGACACGUAUGCAGCACAGAUUUUCAACAUCGCUCCAUACAAGUACCCUGUCGUAAAGCUCAAGGCCACAGACCCCGAUGUAGGGGAGACAGAGACACUAAGAUACUCCCUGGUGGAGCCCAGCUCCAUGUUUGAUGUAGAGCCCUCUAGUGGUCAGGUGUAUGUAGUGUCGGCUGUAGGUGAGAGUGGGAAGGUGAGCCUGCAGGUGAAGGCAACAGACAUCCUGGGGCUUUAUGACAUCACUACAGUGGAGGUCACUGUCAUAGAGAGCGGCAGCAGCAAUGUAGCUGUUCUGUCGCUGAACAUGGCGGUCAACACGGUAGAGGACAACGCCCCCCAAGUGGAAGAGUCUCUGGGCAGGGCGCUGGGAUGGACUGUGAGGAUUAUGAGUGUGACUAGCGAUGCCGAGCUCUUUCAGAGAGAAGUCCAGCCAAAAACAUAUGUCAGUCUCAUUGCCAUGGAGCCCGACAGCACAGCAGUCCUGCCUAAAGAGGAGGUCAAAGAGCGGCUGCAGAGUGAGGGGGAGAGUGUGAGGACUGAACUGGGGAAGGUGUUUGGCCCUGGGCUGGUGGUCAGUGUGGAGGAGGGCUCCACAGGCACAGGUCUCCGCUCAGACAACCAGGUCACCGUCAUCACCCUGGGGGCCUUCCUGGCUCUAUUCAUGGCCCUGGUCCCCGUCUCUGUGCUACUAACAAGACGCUUCUCCAAAGGAAAUGGCAAUGAAAGGGCUUCACUGACUUUGGAGACGAAUGACAUGUUGACUCGAAUGUGAUGGAAACACCUGAUGUGAUGUUGUUGUAACCUUCAAAACACAUUUGUUUGUAUCUUACACCAUUUCUAUUAAGAGUAAACCUCUGUUGGAAAUCUGUCAGUAAAUGUACUUGUUUUACAAACUA